ACAGGCAAGCGACAGCAACGGUGUUUGACAAAUGUCACUGCCAACGCGAACCAGAUUCAAUAAAAUGCGUUAAAUGCCGUUUGGUGUGUUUGUUCGGGUGUGAUGAUGAAGCGGAAGUAAAAUAAUUAAGUUAGCUGCCAUGUUUGGCUUCCGUCUUGUGUUUUAAGCUGGAGAAACCAAGCUAACGGUAACCAGGUGGACACCUUCUUCUUUCCAAAGAUGUCUUUUCGGGAGUCGCCUCGUCCUUCUGAAGAUGACGAAGCCUUCUACGUGCAGUGCAGAGCAGCGUACCUGGCCGUGUUUAGAUCUAGUUUGACAAACAUCACUUCGAAACAACAGCUAUGUCGCGUUCUCCAGCAGGCUGGCAGAAAUCCAUCCCAUGCUACCCUCAACAAAUACUGGACUGCAAGAACGUCCAAACUCAACUUUGAUGACUUCUGUGAGAUUCUCAAGUGUGAGAAGAAGACGGAGGAGACUGAGCUGAUGAGAGCGUUCAAAAAGAUGGACGUCAACGGCGAUGGCUACAUCACACACAGUGAGCUGGAGAAGGCCCUAACCACUAGAGGAGAGAAAAUGACAACUGAAGAGGUCAGUGCAAUUUUCUCGUUAGCUGACAUCAACAAGGACGGCAAACUGGAGUACGCAGAAUUUUGCAGAUUGCUCGCGUCUACAGCAGAGCAGUGUCAGGUGGCGGCGCUGGAGAGGCUCGAGGCUGACGCCAAGCUGAAGAGACAGAACUUUGGCAGUCAGUCGUACAGCCCUCCGAAGAGCUCCGUGUCAUCAGCAUCAUCAUCGUCAGCAGCAGCAGCGGCGGCAGCGACUCAACGGGCAGAAUCCGACACAGCGCUUAAGAAAGACUCCCGAUCGUCCUCCCGUCCUCCUUCCGCUCGCAGCAGACGGUCGUCCCUCUCGAACUCAGUCACGAUGACAUCCAGCAACGCAAAGGCCGGCAAAAUCCCAGAGCCUCCGGAUUUACAGGAGUGGCACCACAGUUAUAUGAAAGGAUGCUUCUUUUUAGAGGAUGAUGGAAGUAUCGGCUCUCUGCAGUACCAGCUACAUGUCCCACAGACAACCAGCGUCUACCUUACUAUCCAACCGCUCAGCCUCAGCCGCACAUCAGAAGGCUCUUCACCGUGGAUGACGGUGGACACGGCUCUGUUUGUCAUGUCAGCUGGGGAGACCAGAGAGGACUCAACUUUAGUCUGUUUCACCGAGUCAAAAGACAAAGAAAAGUACGUUUGGAAAGGAGAACUGAAUGCUGGGACGUACCACCUGCUUCCCUUCACCAGUGGCUGCCGAUUAAAGAAAAGGAGCAAAAAGAGCCUUUCUAAUAAAUCUGUGGAGCUGGUGUACAGGACUGACUCUGGAGAACUCGACCUUACAAGGGAGCUCAGGGAGGUGCUGUCUGACAUCUUUGAGGUCAUAGACCUGGAUGGUAACGGCUUACUCAGUCUGGAGGAGUACAAUUUCUUCGAGCUGAGGACCACUGGAGAGAAGUGUGACAAGGAUGCCUGGGCCAUCUGCAAAGAAAACUUCGAUAUGAGAAAGAACCAGCUGACGCAACAGGGGUUCAAGGAGCUGAACCUGAUGGAGGCCACGGAGAAAGACGGAGACCCCGCCGACCUAUGGGUCACUAUGGAAGCCAUGGGCUACAACCGCAGUCUGGAGCUAGUAGAGGCUUGUCCAUUUCAGAUAGAUGUGUACUGUGAAGACACUCCACCAUCCAUCCAACCACUCAGACUGGACUCUGGGCCCAGACUUCUGAACCAGGCCCUCCAGAAGUCCAUCACAGCUAGGACUGGAGCAAAAGCAGUGAGGGGACACGACAACGUCUUCAUCUACACCUACAGAGGAGAGCACAGGAUCUCCUCGCUCAUAACCAACAAGACAAACCAGAAAGUGACAGUGCAUGUGAAUAAUGAGCAGAGCAGGAACUGCUGCAGCAGCAGAGGCAUGUCUGUGUUUGCUGUGGAAGUACCAGCCCGGACUAAGAUGGUGUGUCAACACGUCCUACCCAUCAGUGAGAAACAAGACUGGACUUACAACUGUGUGGAGACCAUACUACCCAGCAUGUAAAGUGGUACCUCCAGAAUAGACAGCUGGUGCAUGUUAUCAUGUUAAAGACUCAUGUGCUAAACUUUAGUCAACAAGGUUUUAUAUGAGGUAAUUAAGGGUCUAUAUGCACUCGCACUGUAUCAUGAAUGUAAAUGUUGUAAUUUGUUACAUGAUAGUCCGGAUAGAACUGGAUGACAGUACUUUAAACCACACAGUGUAUGGUACUGUUUUCCUCUUGUUGUAGAGUAGUUUUUCUAAAAACUAAGCUAAGAAGAGUGGUGGUGUAACAUCAGUCAAGUUGCCUUUCUUUUAGCUUUAGUUUCCUUUAGUUUACUCUUUCUUGAAUGUGCCUUUGUAAUUUUGCAAGAUGUUGGUUCUAAACGUCCAAAUUACCUAAUAAUUAUGUUAUAGAGCGCUUACACAUUUUAUUUUCCAAUAAAAAUAUUCAUUAUGUUACAAUA
Mugil cephalus (flathead mullet) is the source of this 2516-nucleotide messenger RNA. It is a transcript of the gene efcab7, whose product is annotated as EF-hand calcium binding domain 7. Bases 220 to 2076 code for a protein of 618 amino acids. Gene Ontology annotation, molecular function: calcium ion binding. The record is from RefSeq and is a predicted model, not a curated record. The transcript is spliced from 13 exons. NCBI's taxonomy places the organism in Eukaryota, Metazoa, Chordata, Actinopteri, Mugiliformes, Mugilidae.